Messenger RNA from Rhipicephalus microplus (southern cattle tick), 5331 nucleotides. Its product is annotated as apoptosis-inducing factor 1, mitochondrial-like. NCBI's taxonomy places the organism in Eukaryota, Metazoa, Arthropoda, Arachnida, Ixodida, Ixodidae. Gene Ontology annotation, cellular component: cytoplasm; mitochondrion. Gene Ontology annotation, biological process: apoptotic process; mitochondrial respiratory chain complex assembly. The record is from RefSeq and is a predicted model, not a curated record. Gene Ontology annotation, molecular function: protein dimerization activity; FAD binding; NAD(P)H oxidase H2O2-forming activity.
AUGGGUGUGCAAGUGUGAAAAGCACGCCUUCGGUGUUUUCAGCUUUUCUUACGAAAAUGUUGUCUAGACAAUUCAUUUCUGAUCCCCGAAAAUAUUCCGCCCUCUUUCGUGCGCUCGCCGGCGUACGCACAGGGAGAAACUGUUCCUUGAAACAGCCAGGAUGCCGGCGCUACGGGAGUGGUCCGCACGGCGGCAACAAGUCGGUGGUACACAAACAGAUCACUAUGGAUGAUAUACCCGGUUUUAUAGGACCUUGGCAGGAGAAGUUCGCUGAGACGCAGCGGGGUUCAAUCGGCGACUGAUCGUUGGAAUCGCGUUUUUUACAAGCACGGCCGCGUACGCUUGGUAUUCGGGCUCGCUCGAUUACGUCGACGCACCGCCCAUGAAAAAUCCGGACGACAAGAAAACCGCCGCAACUACGUCGAAAUCGCACGCUGGCUCAAAAGUACAACCGUCUUCAAAUACGAAGCUGCCGGAGUCUGUUCCGUAUCUGCUCGUCGGUACCGGCACGGCGUCGUUCUCCGCAUUCCGGGCGAUUCGCGCCGCCGACCCAACGGCGAAAGUGCUCGCGAUCGGGGAAGAACCUUACAAGCCGUACAUGAGGCCGCCCCUCUCGAAGGAACUGUGGCUGUCCGACGAGUCGCGCAAGACGCUUAGCUUCAAGCAGUGGAACGGCCGCGAGCGCAGCAUAUUUUUCGAGCACGAGGACUUCUACUGCCACCCUGACCAGUUGAUGGAGCGCGAGACUGGAGGCAUCGCUGUCGUCAGCAACUGUCGCGUCGUUCGCAUCGACUCCGAGGCCCAGAAGGCGAUUCUGGAGGACGGCCGCGAGAUUCGCUACGAAAAGUGCCUCAUCGCCACUGGCGGCCAGCCCAAAAACCUGCCCGUGUUCGAGAAACCCGAACUGUCCGGUAAGAUAACGUUGUACCGAACCGUGGACGACUUCAAGGCGUUAGACGAGCUGUCUCGACGUGCCAAAUCGGUGGUGAUCGUUGGCGGUGGCUUCCUGGGCAGUGAACUGGCCUGCGCUCUCGGUAGGCGCGGCAUGAAGACGGGUCUCACCGUUUACCAGGUGUUCUCCGAGAAAGGCUGCAUGGGUCGCGUGCUUCCGGAGUACCUGUCUCGCUGGACUACGGAUAUGCGUGACGAGGGCGUCCAGGUGAUUAGCAGCGCUCGAAUCACCGACGCAAGGCCGGGCCCGCGUGGUCAAGUGCUGCUAAAGCUUAGCUCAGGCCAAGAGAUCGCAGCGGACCACGUCGUCGUAGCCGUUGGUCUGGAGCCCAGCACCGACCUGGCGAAGGCGUCGGGCCUCGAGGUCGACGACAAGAUCGGAGGUUUCAAGGCGAACGCCGAGCUGGAGGCCCGCUCGAACCUCUGGGUUGCGGGCGACGCGCUGUCCUUUUACGACACCAAGUUGGGGAGGCGACGUAUCGAGCACCACGACCAUGCCGUUGUGACGGGCCGUCUUGCCGGCGAGAACAUGACGGGGGCGCGCAAACCCUACAAGCACCAGUCGAUGUUCUGGUCGGACCUGGGGCCCGAGGUGGGCUACGAGGCGAUCGGCAUCGUCGAGUCGCACCUGCAGACGGUCGGCGUGUUCGCGCGCCCCACGGAAUCGGAGAACGAGGAGGCUACGCCGGUCGCGACUACUGUGAGCGCCAACCGCGACGACUUGCCCCGGUCUCCGGACAGCGGCGACGAUUACGACAAGGGAGUAGUGUUCUACCUCCGAGACGAUGGGGUAGUCGUGGGCAUCGUCCUGUGGAAUAUCUUCAACAGGAUGUCGGUGGCGCGCAAGAUUAUAAAUGAGCACAAAGCGUACGAGGACUUCACGGACCUCGCGAAACUGUUUGACAUUUACAGCGAGGAUUGAAAGCCUUUCGUGGGCCACCUGAAAACGGUGUUGUAGUGCCUAGACUGCAUACCGGUGCAGUGCUUACACAUGAGUGUUUGUUACUUAGGUCGAUAUAUUUUUUUUCUCUCGCGUGAAAUUGCGAACUUCGAAACUUUAAUGCAGCUCAUCUGUGUUGAAUUUUGUUGUUUAUGGUCAAAUGUUCUCGCAACUUAGUAUUUCAAACGCUGUUCAAGGCAUGUUACAUGUUGCAUUAAUACUUGCAGGCACAUCGAAAUGAUCGAAACACGCAUAUAACUUAAUUUCGUUGUUUAUUUGUGCAUCCAUGCUGUGCAUGCUACAUUCCGCACAAUCGAAGUAUCUGUUUUGGUUUUUGUACUCAUGUUGCUUGAGCCACUUGAUUUUUAGACUGUCUAAGUAUGGCCAUAGACACACGCUUGCCAUUACAUUUCAUUUUUUUAGCCUGGUGUGAGGCAGAGGGUAUAUGGGUCACUGCCAUAAAUAGCCAAUUGAGAUCAUUAAACGUUCAUGGAGCUACUCAGGUUCACUAGUUUGGCUGAGCUAUAAUGUUUUUUUUCGUUUGAGCAUUUCAGAGACAUGCAGGCCUGCUUGUUUACAAGUCUGUGCAGAUAAGCUGCUGUGACACUAUGAACUGGGUUUGUUAGCAUUAAAAGAGGUACUAAAGAUGCUCGCGAUUUCGGUCUGUUGUGAAACAGUCUGUGUAAUGCCUGAUUUUGAAUACAAUUAUGAAGAACUACUGUACAUGACAUCACUGUGCAUUGUGUUCAUUUUUUUUCUCUGGGACAGGCUUACUGUAGUGAAUGGAUAAUUCCGAUGACUUCUUAUAGCGCCUACAAUCAUGUUAGCAUUGGCUAGGUACUUUAUUGAUAUUACCUUUCUUUUGUCAAAAGGCUUGUACUAAAAGUGAUGCGGUUCAGUGGUGACAUUGCAGCAUCAUUCAGAAGUGCCAAGAUAAUGCACAUUUUUCCAUUCAGCUGUGCUUUAUGCUGUGUAAGCUUUUAUGAGCUCAGAACAAGUGCCGGUUUUGGUGGCGAUUUCUGCCACCACCACCACCAGUGUCAGUCACAGCUGUUAGCAUGAUAACUGACAGAAUAUGAGUGUUUAAAUUGCUAGCGAAACCAGAUGUGGCAUUCGAGUACACUAUCACAGAGCUACGUCGGCACUUUGAAUGUCCAACCUUUGUUGCAUUGCCACUGAAGGAGAAGGAGAGGGCUGGUAUAACUUGAAAUAGGGGAAGGAAAGUGCCCCUUUUUCUAACACCCAUGCGUUUGUGGAGAUGUAAUAUGACAUGGCUGAAGCGUGGAGUCUUGCCAGAUAUCACACUAUGCUGAUUGCAUUAUGGGUGAGUGGUUUAAAGCUGUCCACUUGUUACAGAGCGAUCAGUCAUGGCUCGUGACAAUCGUCACCAGCCACAACAUCAACGAAGUGUGCUGCUAUCAAGUGCACAUAUGGCAUUACACAUGAGUAGUAUCUACUUCAUGAUAGUGCAAUAUCAUGAUUAAUAAGGCGCAUUGUAGGGUCUGCAUCAUGCGGCCCCUGGCAUGACGCCAAAAUACCACCCCGCCCCUUGUCACUUCCUAUCUGAGGACUACAUGACAUUUUCGACCUCAAAUAGGGUUUGCGCUUGUAACCCAUGUUUGUAAAAUACUACCUUGGCACAUGCAUGUCGAAAGGAAACAUGAUUCUAUUUUAAAUUUGUACAGUAUUGCUGAUACGCUGAAUUCUUUCUCUUUGCCAUCACCCCCCACCCUGUUUGAGAUGUCUUCAGCAAAGUGGCCCUCUGCCUAAAAGGGUUGCCGUCACCUAGUUAUUGGAUACUGUGCAACUUUAUUUGCACUAGAGAGGCCCUAAGGAAAUUCACAAGAUGUCUAUAAGGCCUCUCAUUCAGCUUAUGCUGCGACUGUGCUACGUCUUCCAUGCAGGUCUGGUGUUCUGGUAUGAAAGUAGUUGCAGGCAUAGGUGUGCAUAGGGGGAGGGUGGGGACAGGACCUUUCUAAUUCUGCACCAUACCUUUACUCAGAACGAUUUUCCACAACAUUUUUCAAUAUGCAGGCUUAUGGCUACAUGUUUCUUGAAGAUAAUGGUGGCCAUGGACCCUGGAGAACUGUCCACCUUUAUCCCGGAAGGUCGUGGACCAAUGUCAGGAUUUUGUGAGAAGCACAUCAUCACAUCAAUGUCUAAUUUUCAUUUUUGCAUCCAUUAUGGAGCUAAUUUUCUUUCAGACUCGACCGGGGGGGGGUCACUGCUGUGAAACUUUCUGUCCUCUUAUGUAGUGCCCUGCUCACGCCUAUGGUUACAGCGAACAGAAAAAAAAAAAGCGGUUCACUUUUGUAAAGAAUAAGAACUAUGUGUUUGAUUGAUGUAACACUUAAGCAGUGUAAUCUCGACUACAUUUGGUGGUUACAUUUCGGGAAUGGCGAAAUACUAGAAGCCUGUGUGUUGUGAGAUGUUAGUGAACAUAAGAGAAUACCGAAUGGUCAAAAUUUUCAGAGCCCUCCACUACGGCAUCUCUCAUAAUCAUACUGUGGUUUUAGGACGUAGAACUCCAGACAUUACUAUUAAUAUUCUAUUCAUUUCAGAGCAGGUUGUUUCAUGGACGAAGUGAGUGCACGAGUCAAGUGUUCUAGUGAAAGAUACUGAAGCAUGGGUGGGCUAAUUUGAAUUCCAUAUUUUAAAAAUUUAGCCUGCAAAAUGUACGCAGUAGACAAAAAGGUGACAACGAACAGUGCAGACUUCCAAGUGGUGUUUAUUACGGCAACACACAGAUAUACAGAAUGUUCCGCAUCUCUAAAACCUAGUUUAAAAAAGAAAUGAUUAACCAUGGCUGAAUUAAACCAACUACACAUGGAUUGCCAUCAUGUGGAACUUCUUAGGAUAUUUUUAUAUUGUGCCUAAUUUGUUAAUUUACUAAGACCAGUUAUGCAAAAUGUUUAAUAUUUACUUAAGGGUCUAGUGCGUUUUGUUACAUUGUUGAGGGCAUCCGAAAACAACUGUUCAAAUUUUUUGUGACAAUGUGCACGCUGCGUUAUGAAUUUUUCUGGAGUUGAAAGAAACCGUGUAAAUAUGCAAUAAAACCAUGUAACUGGACUAGCAUGCUACAGUACUGCAGCACUCUUAAACAUGCUUCCAGCAAAACAACCCACAUACGUACUAUGGUGAAAUGAGUUGCUUUGGAUAUAGGCAUCAACUUCCCAGUGCUUCAGCAUGUUUGAUGGCUACAGGUGGUAAGAAAGUAUUGUUGACAGUCCGCGCACCAGUUGUAUCGGUGGAAGCGUGGUUGAUAAUGGUGCAGUCAGAUAGUGCUUGAGCACAGUCACAUGGUUUUCAUGCGACAGCAUAAAAGUGCUUGUUUAGCAGGAAUUCUAGUGUCGGCUGGGCUGUUGUUGGUUGUAAGUGAAAAAUCAUCUAGUGUGUGACUGAAAAAUCAAGAAAGAUGCAAAUAAAAUCAAUGUUAGUAA